This is a messenger RNA of Aquila chrysaetos chrysaetos, 1449 nucleotides long. It is a transcript of the gene CIMIP5, whose product is annotated as chromosome 15 C2orf50 homolog. The record is from RefSeq and is a predicted model, not a curated record. The transcript is spliced from 3 exons. Lineage: Eukaryota; Metazoa; Chordata; Aves; Accipitriformes; Accipitridae. Bases 440 to 931 code for a protein of 163 amino acids.
AGCAAUCUCCACAUCACCCUUUGCUACUAAACCAGACUUUAUUGUUCUGAGGAUUUUGAAUAGAGGGUGGUCUCAGCUGCAAGCAGCAGUAAUCACCUCGUAAGCUGAGAGUUUGCUGGUUACGGCUGGAGAUCCGACGGCUUUCAGUAACAGUUGUUUCUUACAAAAUUGCUGUUACCAUGAAAACUCCCUCAGCAUUCAAGCAACGAAGCGAGAUAAAGCAGUAGGAAAUGAGCAUUAAAUAAGAGGGAAGUAAAACAGUGCCCAGCACUGCCUGUCAGUGCUGCCGUGCACGUUCAUUUUCUGAAAGGACUCCAAAUCAGCAGCUGAAAGAAAACGUUAGGAGAGAAGGAGCUUUGAAAGUGCAAACAACAGCAGGUUUAACUUUCCUAACAGCCACAAUACACCUAGCAAUACUGGGGACACAGUGAGUCUCAAAAUGGACAAGUUGGGAAAGGGUUCUGGAUUCAGGAGAAAUACCUUGGUUAGGUCUUGGCAACCAGCAACCACACCUCUGGGUCAACCAGCCUCAGCUCCAUCUGUGUCUUGCGGCAGCACCCAACCCAGAAGACCUGUCAUUGCACAACCGGCUACUCGGGCCUGGGCAGACGAGCAGGCAGCACUGCAGCAGGACCAGGUUCAACAGGAUAAGAUCUGGAGAGAGUCUGUGGAGGCUGAACAGAGAGCAAGAAAAAUCUGGUACCACAACUGGAGUUUCCUAAAGGACUAUGACCAAAUGGGUAACAAGAAGGAGCAGAAUCCUCUGCCAAACUAUAUGCCUGUGUUCUCAAGCAAAGUUCCCAACUCGACCAACCAGACUGUUGGCAGUCGAAUGAAUACUGAACUUGGCAGGGCUCUGGUAAACAUGGAUUACUUCUUCAGCAGUGGAGCACGGAAGAGGAAACUUGAGGGUGAGCUCCAGCUUUCCUAGUGCUUCAGUAAAAAUACAACCGUAACAGAGCAAGUUGAAUGGUUCUAGCCAACAGACUCCACAGCAUGUAAAAAAUUCCUCAAUCUUUUUCUCAGAGAGACCAACACUACUGUCUAGCACGGACCUUCUUUCAAGAGCAAAGAUCGAUGUUGUCUGACAAUGUCGUAGGAGGCAAUACUCUUUGUAUUUGGGGGGACUGGGCCAUAUAUAGAGAGUUAGCACUACAGAUCUCAUCCAUCUUCCCAUGCAAGUCUACAGUAAGGUUGCCAUGAACAUCAGAAAGAACAAGAUUACAGCCAAAAGGCAAUUUCUUCCUGAACUUUUAUCUCCUGAAAAUAAACAAUUAAUGAAGACCCACUCAGAUGAAUCCCAACAUAAACAAUAUACAUUCAAUUCUGAAAGUCAGUGCAAUAAAAUGCAGCAGCUUGUUGCAUUUCAUGUAGUUAGCCAAGGAUUGAUCAGCCUCUGUCAUCUGCAUGUUUAAGCUUGCUCUAAAGAAUAAAAUUUAAGGCACGUGA